AUGAAGAAGAGUUGGAUUACUCGGUGGAUCAUGCGCAGCUCAAUAAUGGGAUGGCGUCUUUUACUGACUGUGACCGAGUACAGUAGAUAUAAGCAUGGAAUUCUCUAUCUGAAAUAUAACGGUGACAUCUCCUUAGACAGGAAGAAGUACACCGAGUUGUCGCUCAUUCUCAUCACACUUCUCCAUAUUCUGUGCUUGCCGGCGCGGUCCAGAGAUCAAUCAAUUAACGGAGAUGGGAACAAGCUUUUGGUUUCGAGGGUCAAUUUUCUCGGUAGCACGCACGGUUCUUGCUACUUGUACAAUAAGUUGGCCAAUGACAAAUACCCUAUCAUCCGGGAGACGAGGCCUUAUUUGUCGAGGUUGAUCAUGUGGUAG
This is a messenger RNA of Debaryomyces hansenii CBS767, 375 nucleotides long. Its product is annotated as DEHA2G00154p. The transcript has a single exon. The record is from RefSeq and is a predicted model, not a curated record. NCBI's taxonomy places the organism in Eukaryota, Fungi, Ascomycota, Pichiomycetes, Serinales, Debaryomycetaceae. The coding region runs from base 1 to 375 and encodes 124 amino acids.